Molecule: messenger RNA, 1445 nt
Organism: Phoenix dactylifera (date palm)
Lineage: Eukaryota; Viridiplantae; Streptophyta; Magnoliopsida; Arecales; Arecaceae
Product: zinc finger (C2H2 type, AN1-like) family protein
Cellular component (GO): cytoplasm
Molecular function (GO): zinc ion binding
Source: RefSeq, a predicted model, not a curated record
AAAAAGAAAAAAAAAGAGAGGGAGGGAACGAGGGCUAGAGAGAGAGAGAGAGAGAGAGAGAGGAGAGGACGGCGAUCCCAAUUCGAAUCGGACUAUAUCUAUCGCCGUGUCUCUCUAGUCUUCUUCAUCUCCUUGGCCUCCUCUUAGAUUGAUCUGGUCACCCUCCUUCCAUCGAUGGGAACGCCGGAGUUCCCCGAUCUCGGUAUGCACUGCAGCGUCGAAGACUGCCAGCAGAUCGACUUCUUGCCCUUUACGUGCGAUCGGUGCAACAAGGUAUUUUGUCUGGAGCACAGAAGUUACAUCAAACACCUCUGUCCAAAUGCAAACCAACAGGAUGUGACUGUCCUAGUGUGCCCACUCUGUGCUAAAGGAGUUCGCUUGAUCCCAAAUGAAGACCCUAAUAUCACAUGGGAGUCUCAUGUAAACAGUGACUGUGACCCAUCAAACUACCAGAAAGCAACCAAAAAAAAACGAUGUCCUGUUCCUGGCUGCAAAGAAAUACUAACUUUUUCUAACACGUUAAGAUGUAGAGACUGCACCAAAGAACACUGCUUGAAGCAUAGAUUUGGGCCUGACCACAAGUGUCCUGGACCAAAAAAACCAGAUUCUGGCUUCCCAUUUAUUGGUCUGCUAAAUAGGAGUCAGAAACGCGAGUCGUCAUCGAAUAACUGUUCAAAUGGUUCCUCGUGGUGGGGUUCAGGCUUGCUUAGCGCAGCAUCAAAUUUGAGGGCUUCUGCUGAAGCAGGCAUGCAGAAACUAGGCAAUGCAACUACCCAAGCUUUGCAAAGGGCAAAGGAUGGAACGGCACAGGGCAGUAGGGGCGGUGCACUUUUGGAGCAGUGUACUCAAUGUCCAGCGAGGUUCUCCACUGUGUCUGCUUUGAUUGAGCAUGCUGAAAAAUCUCAUCAGCGCAAUACUCAGCAGGCUCAUAGUAGGGUGAUGAUCGAUGUGUGCCCCAAAUGUAGCAGAGGAUUUCAAGAUCCAGUAUUGUUGGUGGAGCAUGUUGAGAGGGAUCAUGGAGGGUCUUCAAUUGCUUAAAAUUGGACCUGCGUUACCAAAACUGCCGUUGCUGUUAUAAGUGUGCAUAUGGAUGAGGAUCUUCAAGCAGAUUCAUAUUAGCUCGUAUUGCUGGAUGGAUAAUCGUUGCUUCUGCUUUGUUUGCUGCAAGCAGUCUACUUUCGCUGUAGUGUGCUCAAAUGCUGGCGUUCUCCAAUUAUUGGAGAUAUUACAUCAACAUCGAAGUUAUUUGACAUUGUUGCUUAAUUCCUGUUGCCUGAUUGGAUUGAGAAAUGACUUUUUCCUCUCUCUUUUUGUCUUCAUCAUUUGAUUAAAAGUUGGUUCUACUUCGAUAUGUCUAUACAUGCGACUAUGUUGAUGGCUAUUUAUGGCAUUAGAAAUAAUCGAUAAGAUGAUACCCAUUUAAUAUGAUGUCAUCAACAAAUGAA